GAAGAAUAAUUUUGGACAGUUGAUAACGACUGUGAAUUCUCGAUUGUGCGUUCGAUCUCAGUUGCUACAAUUCCAAUCCAAAUCCGCUUCCCAUUGUUCUGCCACUUCAGAAUCUCAGUUCCUCAUCCAGUCACUUUCACUUUCUUUCCUCGCCUCGCCCUGUUCUUCAAUUCGGGCAAUGGUGGAUGAAAUUCCGAUCAAGAGAAAUAGGGUAUGGCCGCACUUUUGAUUAUGCCGCACGUUUUUUAUUUUCUCUGCAUUAGUGUUCCAUAAUCAUAAAGGUAUCUUUCAUGGGAAUCAAAACAAGAUCAAUUAUGGAGCAAUAGCCUUCCGCCCAACUUUAAAGGUUGCGUGGGACGAUUCCCAUUUCGUUUUCCUCUCUCAUCGAAGGAAUUUUCUGUUCAAUCUUCUGUUUACUUGCCUUCUCCGAUUGAUCUUUCGUCGAUCCUUAUUUCGCAAGAGUUUCUUUGAAGCCAUCUCUCGUCUGUGAUUCCUCCCUUGUGGCAGGGGAGUUUGAUUCUGUAACAUUUGUUCACGUUUUGGACUCGGAUUUCUUCAUUUCCAGUUUUAGAGCUAUGGAUUAUUAUUAGUGUGGCUGGUGAUUUCAUUCAGAUUCAUGUUUCUGCUGGUUGUUGGUGAAAUAAUGGGCUAAGUUUACAAGUGAUUCAGUAGUUAAGUAGUCGAUUUUUGUUGUUUAAAUUGAUAUUAAUGAGGUUUUGGAUGUGUAAGAUUCACUGUCCUUCAUCCCUUUGCCUUUGCCAACCUUCCCCUCAUAUACAUUCCACUGGAUCAGUAUCAUUAGAUUUGCAAAACUCACCACAUUUGCCUUCACGAGAUGUGCCAGUCAUCGAAACUUCUGGUUCCAGUGUUGAGACCCUUGAACCUAAGCGCGACAAAGGGCCAGAGAGUGAGUUUGGAAACAAGAGCAGUUUGAGGAAGCCGAAUUCACGGUCAGGCGUUUCAAAGGAGAAGCAUGUAAAAACUGUACAAUGGAUGGAUUUUUCAGGCAAAGAACUUGCCGAGAUCAGGGAAUUUGAAGCUAGUGAAGAUGAAGAUUCGGAUUAUGAAGACGAGGAUAAUGGAAGCUGCAUCUGUACUAUUUUAUGAAAUUUCUCAGUAGCUUAGAUUUUCAAAUUUAAAAAAGAAGAGGAAGUAGCUAACGAAGCCCGCUUAAUGUCGGUUACAAUCAUAUUCAUCCUGAAAGGUCUUUGAUGCUUCUUUGUUUUCAUUUCUCAGAUUAGAAUAUGUUGUGAGAAUGAAAGGCAAAAUGGAGCUUUAUUUACCAAUAAUGUACCUAAUUUAUUUGUUUUAUGAAAAUGUUGUUAAUUCUUCAACAUGAACAAAUUUCACUUUUCACUUGAUUGGCAAAAGAAUUCUCUGCUUUGUAAAUUA
Molecule: messenger RNA, 1392 nt
Organism: Cucurbita pepo subsp. pepo (vegetable marrow)
Lineage: Eukaryota; Viridiplantae; Streptophyta; Magnoliopsida; Cucurbitales; Cucurbitaceae
Product: nuclear polyadenylated RNA-binding protein
Source: RefSeq, a predicted model, not a curated record